AUGCCACGACCAAAUUCAGCUCAAUCUGAACAAGAAGACAAUACUGAUUUACUUAUGAUGGAAGAAUAUGAACGAUUAAGUAACCAGCUGAGAAUAUUACAAAAUGAACGCCAAAAACAAAAUGAAGAAUUCAAUGUUAAAUUAGGAAAAUAUAAAAAAGCUACAGAAAUGCUGGAAAAAGAAAAUGAAGAAAUAAAAUGCCUUUUAACACUUGUUGAUAGUGAGCAAAAUAGGAAACAAGAUUUGAAGUGUAUUGAACAGUUGAAACAAAUUUUACAAGAACAAGAUAAUUUACAACUACAAACUGAUGAAUUAAAAACUUACGGAAAAAGAUUAGACAAUGAAACGCGUAAAAUUGAAAAGUUAAUUCAAGAGAAACAACAAAUACGUAAAAUACAGGCAAGAAAAGAAAUUGAAGCGGUUGAAUUAAAAGUACAAGUUGAAAAAAAGCUUAUAGUUAUGGAAAAUAAUCUACAUGAGAAAAAUAUGAAAUUCUGUGAAACAUUAGCAUAUAAUAAUAAAAUUCGUCAUGAAAUUGAACGUGCACGAAAUGAACGAAAUAUUUACUAUUCAAUACAACAAAAAUUAAAGGAUAAAUUAACACAUUUAAACAAAUUGAAGCUAAAAUUAAUUCAGCAUGCUACUAUUACUUACGAUCAAAGAACAGAUGCAAAGAAUAAAAGUAAUGCAUUAAAAGAAAAGAAUGAUAAAGAUACGGCAGCAUUUGAAAUUGAAAUUAAAGAUUUACAAAGAAUUAUUGAUCAUAAUGAUAAAUUAAGGAAGUUUAUGACCAUUAAAGCAGAUGAACGCAAUGAAUGGAAACAACAAGCAGAGACAAGAAGACGGAAAUACGGCUCCACUGGUGAAAUAGCACGUCAACAAAGAAGUAAAAAAAUUCAAGAAUAUGAAUCAGCAAUAAAUCAGCUACAGACGAUAACUGGAAAGACGGACAUCGAUAAUAUGACUAGAUAUUACAAGCGUAAUGAAGAUGACAAUUUUACACUUUUCAAAUAUGUUACUGAAUUAAAUAACCAGAUUGAAUGUUUAAACGAUAAUAUUGCAAGUAUAGAGAAAACAAUGAAAGAAUAUCAUGAAGAGCAGAAAAUAGUUGAGAAACAAAGAAAUGAUAAGAUGAACGAGUUGAAAAUGCAAACCGAUUCGGACAAAGAAGCGGCUAAUACAGCUGAAAGCCGCGCCACUCAUAUACACACACUACUAGAUCAAAUUAAAGCAGAAAUAAAACAAUUAGCCAUAAAAUUAGGCUGUGAUUUAUCAAGAAUAAUUGGAAUGCUUGGUGGUGAUGGUGAUCAAAUAACAGAAAGAAAUUUAAUGCUUUAUCUUAGUGUACUGGAACAGAAAGUGGAUGAAUUGUUGUCAGUAAAAUGUUAUGCUCAAACUAAGGGACAUGGAGAUGAGCUGAGCACAGAUGAGAUGAAAAUUAUUAUGGCGCCUAGUUUUACAGAAACAUUGAAAUCAAACAGAGAUACGUCAUUAACACUACCUUCCUUAAUGGAUGAAGAUGACACUAAUGAAGAUAAUGAUGAUGAGGCACAAGUUUCACUGCGUCCAUUAUCACAAGCUGAAAUUAUCAGUCGUGUUACACGUCAAUUACAAAAAUUAGAAAUGAAACGUGAUUCAUCUCUUCAUCCAACUAAAAUAUUCAAUAGUAGAGUAUCAUCACCUAGCCGACGAUCAAAAGUUCGAGCAUAG
Molecule: messenger RNA, 1710 nt
Organism: Trichobilharzia regenti
Lineage: Eukaryota; Metazoa; Platyhelminthes; Trematoda; Strigeidida; Schistosomatidae
Source: the annotation of a GenBank genome assembly